AACCUUUCCCAAAUCUCCCACAUUUUCUCCCUCCCAAAAUCCACCCAUAACCACCUCCUCAUCUUCUUCCCAAUCAAAAAUCUCCUAAAUUAAAAAUAAAAUAAAAACAAAGAGAGAGAAAGGGAACAACCAAUUCCACCACCAGCAAUGGCCAACAUGCUCGUGGCUUCCUCCUCCAAAACCCUCCCCACCACAACAACCACCACCAUCACCCCAAAACCCAAAUUCCCUCUCCUCAAAACCCCACUCCUUAAACUCUCACCACCGCAGCUCCCACCUCUUAAACACCUCAACCUCUCCGUCCUCAAAUCCGCCGCCAUUACCGCUACCCCUCUCACCCUCUCCUUCCUCCUCCCCUACCCAUCCCUAGCCGAAGAAAUCGAGAAAGCGUCCCUUUUCGACUUCAACCUGACUCUCCCCAUAAUCAUGGCGGAAUUCCUGUUCCUUAUGUUCGCCCUUGACAAGAUAUACUACACCCCACUGGGCGACUUCAUGGAUAAGCGUGACGCCUCCAUUAAAGAACAGCUCUCCGGUGUGAAGGAUACUUCCUCGGAGGUUAAGCAACUUGAAGAACAGGCUAACGCCGUGAUGCGCGCUGCCCGUGCGGAGAUCUCAGCUGCUUUGAACAAGAUGAAGAAGGAGACUCAGCUUGAGGUUGAAGCUAAAUUGGCGGAAGGAAGGAAGAAGAUUGAAGUAGAACUUCAAGAAGCUUUGGGGAGUUUGGAACAACAAAAGGAAGAUACUAUUAAGUCUCUUGAUUCUCAGAUUUCUGCUCUUAGUGAUGACAUUGUUAAGAAGGUUCUUCCUGUUUCUUAAUUUUGGUUUUUAAGUUUUGUAUUUUUAAUGUGAAAUUUGUAUAAGAAUGGAUAUACUUGAUACUCUAUGCUUAAUUUGUGGAUUUGGUGGUGCUUUUGUAA
Molecule: messenger RNA, 917 nt
Organism: Spinacia oleracea (spinach)
Lineage: Eukaryota; Viridiplantae; Streptophyta; Magnoliopsida; Caryophyllales; Amaranthaceae
Source: RefSeq, a predicted model, not a curated record